UAAGAGCAGUUGCCAUGCUUUUUUUUCUGCAGUGAUCAGUUUCCAACUGUGACUAUCUUGAACAUCAGUGUAUACUUCACACUACUAUCAAAAGCCAUGGCAUUCCAGUCUAAUAUUGUCAACUCUCAACCUACCGUUGUCACACAAUACACGGUAAACACGGGACGGUCCUCAGACUGGAGUACAAGCGUGUGUGACUGCUGCGAUGACUGUGGCAUCUGUCUAUGUGGAGCAUUCAUCCCGUGCAUCCUUGGUUGUAAAGUGGCUCAGGACAAUGGGGACAGCUGUUGUCUGCCUUUCCUCCCAGGUGCCAUGAUCGCUUUGAGAACAAGCAUCCGCAGCAAAUACAACAUUGAAGGAUCCGUGUGUGGUGACUGGCUGGUUAUGUCCUGCCUGCCUUUAUGUGGACUGUGCCAAAUGGCGCGAGAGCAGCAGAUGAGGGGAUAAACACAUCGCUGUAGUUUUCACAUAACCAUGUAAGAGGAAUGUGUAAAGGUUUGCUGUAUGGGUCUGGUCUGGAAACAAUUUCAUGAAUUUUAUUUUGGAAUACAUAUAUUUGUUAUUUAAAUUAACAGUUCUUACCAUUGUGGAAUAUUACAUCUGCUUUCUAGGCUGAAAACUGUAAAUUAUCUAAGGUGGAGGAAGAAACACAGUUAAAACUAAGAUAAAUGAUAAAUGUUAUAGAGUGAUUGUGGUGAAUUAAUCAAACAAGAAAGAAUAUAGAACAAUAGUGACUAUUGAAGCAGCACUGAUUCUUGCUUUUGAGGCAAUUGUUUUGAACAUUUAAACAGAUUCAUUAUUAUUAAAUAAUAUGAAUUAUGUUUCAGUAAGAUGUCACAUUUUCUUUAAAAGAAUAGUUUUGUAUAUAUGUACUUCUACUAACACAAUCACAAGCAUCUCA
This is a messenger RNA of Fundulus heteroclitus (mummichog), 901 nucleotides long. It is a transcript of the gene cnfn, whose product is annotated as cornifelin. Bases 97 to 447 code for a protein of 116 amino acids. The transcript has 4 exons. The record is from RefSeq and is a predicted model, not a curated record. Gene Ontology annotation, cellular component: cornified envelope. Lineage: Eukaryota; Metazoa; Chordata; Actinopteri; Cyprinodontiformes; Fundulidae.